AUGUCUCUCACCUUCCACAAGAUGGCCAUCGCGCCCGCCAUCUCCGCCCUAAAGAAUGCCCGCUUCUUCAUCAACAAAGGCUACGAACACGCCAAAUCCUCUGACCCCAACACCUACCUCACCGCAUCUCUGCACCCAGAUAUGAAAGAUUUUCGCUACCAAGUCUACCGCUUCACUGACGCCGCCAAGUUCAUCCCCAGCCGCGUAAACCCCAGCCUUGAAGGCAUUACACUCCCGGACGAAGAGCAGACAUUCCCCGAAUUACUAGAGCGCAUUGAGAAGUGCAUCAAGUACCUUGAGGGCUUCUCGGAGAAAGACUUCGAGGGCAAGCAUAACGAUGAGGUUGUUAUCAAGUUCCCGGGGGGUCAGAAGCAGGUGAGGAUGCCGGCGACGGAGUAUAUCAGCAGGUUUGCGCAUCCGAAUAUGUGGUUCCACAUCGUGACUGCAUAUGAUAUAUUGAGGAUGAAGGGUGUUGACGUGGGCAAGAUGGACUUCUUGAACGGUGCGGGUGGUAUCGUGAUUGAGGAUGUUCCUCAGCAGUAG
This is a messenger RNA of Alternaria atra, 543 nucleotides long. RefSeq lists its product as uncharacterized. The coding region runs from base 1 to 543 and encodes 180 amino acids. The transcript is spliced from 2 exons. The record is from RefSeq and is a predicted model, not a curated record. NCBI's taxonomy places the organism in Eukaryota, Fungi, Ascomycota, Dothideomycetes, Pleosporales, Pleosporaceae.